Rubroshorea leprosula is the source of this 1389-nucleotide messenger RNA. The record is from the annotation of a GenBank genome assembly. NCBI's taxonomy places the organism in Eukaryota, Viridiplantae, Streptophyta, Magnoliopsida, Malvales, Dipterocarpaceae.
GCUCUUGUCUUCCCGUUGCAGCCCCAAAAAAAAAAAAAAAAAAAAGGGGAACCCAGCCAUGCCUUGAGGAAACCGGUAGAAAGCUUGGUUUUUGGCCUUAUUUUCUUGCUCUAGAACCUGAUUGGAACCCAGAAAUUCUCCCCCGGCAGGAAGCUUUCGGAUCUGCCUUGCUCUGCUCCUCACCGUCUGGCUGCUCCUGCUUUGUGGGUGUGAUUUGUUCGGUUUUUUGUUCCGUGAGUUUUCCCUGCAGCUUGCCGCCGGCCUUCUCCCCCCUGCUAGGCCCGGUUCUGCUAGCUGCAAAUUCUGGUAUGUGGCAGCUUCUUUAAGUGCAGAUUUUAGCCAUUUAAUUGCUGCCCUUUGUGUCCGAAAUUCUGGAUUAAUUAGGGGAGAAAAUUGAUAGCUUUAAGACCAUGAUUUAGCUUGAUUCAAGUGGAAUUUAUAUGAUUGAGUUUUGUGAUAUAAGAAUGAAUUUGGAGAUGUCCGAUCAUGUGGAAAGUGAUAGAAAUAGCAUUGUGAUUAGGAAUGAUCCUAAUGAUGAUUUCAGCUUGAAUUUGUGAUAGUCCGGUAUUAAUUCUGAGGUGUUUUGAUUAGGUUCCCGAUCGUCCUGUCAGUUUAGUACGUGAAUUGAGUGCUCGGUUUUAUGGAGUGAAUUCUCGGUUUUAUGCAAGUGAGGUAAGUAAUUUAUGGUAAUGCCCGUAUUGUUUUAAAAGCAUGUUUUGAUUUGUUUUUGAAGUGGUGGCGGGACUAAACCCGUUUUACACGAGCAUGACUGAUUUGAAGUGAAAUGUUUUAUGCUUUUCAUUAAAUUGAGCAUGCCUAUUUGAAAGUUUAAAUGACUAUCCUGAUGAUUUGAAAGUGAUUGUGAAUCGUGAUUUUCCUGUUAACUUCUGCCUGUUUUGUCUCCGAUGUGGUCAUGUUAUUCGUGUGCACGCUAGUGGGAGGUUUAUAAACGCUAGCACAUGUCGACAUGUUCGUGAUAGAACCGGUUCGCUCGUGGCCCUACUAGUGGGGAUUAUACGCUAGUAACUCGUGUGCCCGCCAGUGGGAGGUUUAUAAACGCUGGCCAUGACCUAUAAAGGAGACAUCUAUUUCGUGCCCGUACUGUACCUGUUUUCGUGCUUGUACUUGUUGGCAUGCUUUAAGUUUGAUAAGGGGCACUCCAUAUUUACUUACUGAGUUUAUCUCAUAGUUUUUCCUUGUCCACCAUUUCAGGAAGUGAAACCGAGGACGGGGAAACCACGGGAAGUGACGAGUUAGAAGGCUAGCCAUUUUGUAAAGUGAAUAUAAAUUUUAGAUAUGAAUCAUGAUCUUGUAUUUGGAGAUUUUAUGAUAUUAGAGCAGAUUUUAAAAGUUGAUCUUCAGAUUUUGAUGGUAUCAGAUGUGAUAUGA